Morus notabilis is the source of this 985-nucleotide messenger RNA. Its product is annotated as alpha carbonic anhydrase 7. Bases 49 to 873 code for a protein of 274 amino acids. Gene Ontology annotation, molecular function: carbonate dehydratase activity; zinc ion binding. NCBI's taxonomy places the organism in Eukaryota, Viridiplantae, Streptophyta, Magnoliopsida, Rosales, Moraceae. The transcript has 6 exons. The record is from RefSeq and is a predicted model, not a curated record.
CAGCGUUCUUAACAAUAAAUAAUUAGGUUAUAAUUCAUAUACCAAAAGAUGGAGAAGCUUGUAACACAAAUCUUCCUUUGCAGUUUCUUCACUAUUCUUGUUUUGCAUUUUUGCCCUGCAUUAUCUGACGAAGUUGAAGAUGAGAGUGAGUUUAAUUAUGAACAAGGAAGCGAGAAGGGGCCAGAUAGAUGGGGAGAGAUUCGUCCGGAGUGGAGCACAUGCAGCAACGGAACACUGCAGUCUCCGAUUGAUUUGUUAGACAAGAGAGUUGAAGUAAUCUCACACUUGGAAAUAACUAAGAGAAACUACAAGCCUUCCAAUGCCACUCUCAAGAAUAGGGGUCAUGAUAUCAUGUUGAAAUGGAACUCAGGUGAGGCUGGUUAUAUUGAAAUAAAUGGAACUCAAUAUUUAAUCCAACAAUGCCAUUGGCACUCACCUUCUGAACACACUAUAAAUGGCAACAAGUUUGAUCUAGAGUUACACGCCGUUCACCAAACCCCAACAGGACAGACCUUCGUAUUUGGAAUCUUGUAUCAGUUUGGAGAGCCUGAUCCAUUCUUGUCAUCAGUGGAGGAUUACUUAGAAGAAAUUUCUGAUACUGGAGAAGAGAUAAUUGUUGUUAUUGAUCCAAAUAAAAUAAAAAUAGGAAGUCAAAGAUACUAUAAUUACAUUGGCUCUCUUACAACUCCGCCUUGCACUGAAAAUGUCGUAUGGAUCGUUGCUUCGGAGAUAAGGACUGUCUCAAGAGAACAAGUAAGCUUGCUUCGUGUGGCUGUCCACGAUGAUUCGGAUACUAAUGCAAGACCAAUACAAGAAACAAACGGGCGCACCGUGAAACUGUUCAGAGACGACAAAGUAGACGAAGAAGAUUAAAUUAAUAUUUGUUUUAUGGCUCAGAUACUAAAUCAUAUAUAAAUGUCUCUUCUGCAUCAUCAAAUAUUAGAUAAUGAUGAUAUAUACGUCAAGAGAGUCAUAGGCUAAUAAA